This is a messenger RNA of Heterotrigona itama, 2168 nucleotides long. NCBI's taxonomy places the organism in Eukaryota, Metazoa, Arthropoda, Insecta, Hymenoptera, Apidae. The record is from the annotation of a GenBank genome assembly.
AGUCGUGUAGUAACGUCUGCACAGAAUUCAGUGUGUUGUACCGGCAGUUUCCUAUUAACAUCUCGAAAACUAACAAAAGCCAGAAAUUGAAAUUUUACAUUCGAAAUUUCACGUCGACCGGGAACCGACACUUCUCGAAAUUCUGAAAAAUUUGAAAAUUUUAAUGCUUUCGAUGUUCAACACGAACAUUAAAUAUUUAACAUUAAAUAUAUGAAGAUUGAAAAGAUAUUUUGAAUGAAAAUUUGAGAGGCUAGAAUAUUUAUGUAUUUGUAGAAUUUCGAAAUUUCGAAAUUUGGCAACCAGAAGAUUGGAAAAUCGGAAGAUUGUAAGAUAUUCAUCAAAGUGAAACGAAAAGGAAAUGAAACACCUGAAAACAGUUUUCCUUCUGCUAAUGGCCGUUCUCGUGUGCGUGAACGAUGCCUACAGGAUUCUCUGCGUUUUCCCGUACAAUGGUAAAAGUCACUUCAGAAUGUUCGACGUUCUGUGCAAAGGACUGGCAAGAAAGGGACACAAAGUCGACAUGAUCAGCCAUUUUCCGACAGAAAUCCCGAUCGCUAAUUACAGGGAUAUUGUCGAUUUGAAUGGAACGAGAGAGAACAUAGUCAACAGCUUAAGCAUUCAACAUGGAAGAACGUUACAUGCGUCUGUAGUGUAUUAUAUAGCGACCACCUAUGGUGGCGAUUUGUGUCACUUACUAGGUCAUGAAAAGAUGCAAAACUUUAUCAAAAAUCUACCAAAGGGUCCGUCUUACGAUCUUGUGAUCACUGAGUACUUCGGGGCACCAUGCUACUUAGGUCUCGGGGCACUUUUAAACACACCGGUGGCCAUCGUUGUGAGCAGCCUCGAAACCCCCUACGUCGACAAUUUCAUGGGGAACCCUUUCAAUGUCGCCUUCUUCCCCGGAACAUCGCUCGAGAACGUCGUGCUAAAUACAUUUUUUGAUCGAGUUUCGAACCUGGUCAUAAACUACAAAGACUCGCUGGUGUUUCAAUACUACACGUCCGAUCAAACUGAUAUAAUGAGGAAAUAUUUGGGGUGGGACUUGCCAGACGUCAGACAAUUGGAGAGAAACGUGACUUUGGCUCUGGUGAACUCGCACUACUCCUUUCACGGGAUCCGAUCGUUUGCCCCGGCGGUGAUCGAGGUUGCAGGACUACACAUUCAAGACGAAGAGAUACCGUUGCCUCCAAUACUUAAGAAUUGGCUGGACACAGCCGAUCAUGGAUUAGUGUAUUUCACGUUAGGUUCAUUGAUGAACAUCGAAACCCUGCCACGAGACACGUUAUUGGGCUUGUACGCGUCGUUCGGAAAAAUUUCCCCGAUCAGAGUGUUAAUGAGAGUUGCCAACACGACGAAAUUGCCUCCUGGAUUGCCUGAUAACGUGGUCGUAUCGUCGUGGAUCCCUCAAAUUUCAGUGCUCAGACAUAAGAAUACACGAGCGUUCAUAACGCAUGGCGGGCUGAUGGGGACUCAGGAAGCUAUCUACCAUGGGGUUCCCAUGAUAGGAAUACCAGUGUUCUCAGACCAGAUAAGAAACGUGAACAUCAUGGUUCAGAAGAAUGUAGGAAUUUUGUUACGUUCGGAAGAUCUCGAUGAACGUUCCAUGGAUAUUGCAUUGCACGCGAUAUUACAUGAUCCUAAAUAUAGAAAAUCUGCGAGAAAAAUGUCAGAGAUAUUUAGAGAUCGACCGAUGAACGGUUUGGAUACAGCGAUUUAUUGGACCGAGUACGUAAUCAGAAAUGGCCCCGAUUCUUUGAAAUCCCCCGCAGUGGACAUGCCCUGGUGGAAAUUAAAUUUAAUCGACGUCUUCGUUUUCUUAAUCGCGUCUUUCGUUCUCGUCAUCUACCUCUUAUUCGUCACUGUCAAAUUCAUACUGAAAAAUCUCUAUACAUUGAAAGACAGGCAAAACAAGCCAAAAGAGAAAUCUAAUUGAGAUUUUGUUAAAAAUCUGAAUAAAUCAACGUCUUUGAGAAAUCGAUCCUUUUAAUCCUUUUCUUUUUUUUUCUCAAUCGUACUCCUUAAUUAAAUCAAUAGGAACUACACUGCCAUUUUAUAUUCUAUAUUCUAUAUUAUUCUAUACUCUAUAUCUUAGAAUUAAAUUGAAGAUAUAUAUACGAAUAUAAUAGCAAACAAAUAUAAUAUUUUAUAUAACAAGUAUGUUCUAUUAU